Gongylonema pulchrum is the source of this 207-nucleotide messenger RNA. The record is from the annotation of a GenBank genome assembly. Lineage: Eukaryota; Metazoa; Nematoda; Chromadorea; Rhabditida; Gongylonematidae.
AUGUGUCGCCAGAAUUAUACAUUCGCGCUUGUCAAUGAUUUGUUUAUGGCGCAUCCAGGUAUCAAAACAGUUUAUGACAAAUCGCGCCUUGAACAGUUACAAGAACAUUCGGCGAGCCAGUACUUCAGUGCAAAAAAACAGUUCCAACAACGCAUGGAUGAGCAAUACCCGGAAACAAAGGAAUUUUGCCCAGACUUUAACGCCUAA